UAUCUAAUCUGUGAUCAAUUAAAACACUGGUAGUAAUAAUGUGUUCUUGUAUUAGAUUUAUCAUUACAUCACUGGUCAAUGCUAUGUGGAUCUUGUCUGCUAUUGGUCUAUUAGUAUUGAGCUAUAUUGACCAAAACAACAUUGACCAUGGUGAUACUAAAACACAAGUGGGACUGUCAAUUACAACAGGCUUUUUGAUUAUAACAAUCUAUGUGUUUGGUGUUUUCAAUUUAACAUUAGUAUUAUUGAAACCAUUUCUAUGGUUUUCAUUGAUUGUCAUACAAAAAGUUGCGCUCUUGUAUUGUUGGUUAUACCCGAUUAAUACUUUAAUUGAAUGGAUGGUUGUUUGUCAUAUAAUAAUAAGUGUAUCUCAAUUGAUAUUGUUUACACUGACCUAUUCCGAUGAACAAUGGCUAUUCCUGUGGAACAGUUUGUCGACAUCCCUAUGCCGGCCGUUUGGCACUUAUAACAGUGAAGAUGAUGGACGAGGUUUACUUAGUCGACAACAUAACUACUAUUGCAGUGUUUAA
Messenger RNA from Oppia nitens, 530 nucleotides. RefSeq lists its product as uncharacterized. Lineage: Eukaryota; Metazoa; Arthropoda; Arachnida; Sarcoptiformes; Oppiidae. The record is from RefSeq and is a predicted model, not a curated record. The transcript has 4 exons. Bases 39 to 530 code for a protein of 163 amino acids.